CCCAAACAACCAGGAACCAAACCAGUAAACCGCUCACGCAGAUGCUCUUCCGCUUCUAACAGAGCGGACAACAGACCAGUGAAGGAGAGGGAGAGGUCCUUGAGUGGCGUGCUCAGAGGACAAGGACAAACAGGCCGUGCACUCCCACAGCGGGUGUUAUCGCUUGGCUCCCAACAGCAACGACCCUCCCAUCAUCAGAGCGAGGGCAGAGACUCUCCAGACACCGCUAGAGCCGCCUCCGAGCAAGCUCCUGAACCCCCUCCUGUGAAAGGUACAAUAAUCUACAUCAAAUAUGGGCUGCUUUGGAUUCCUCAAAGUCAUGAUGUUUGCUUUUAACGGCAUCAUCUUCCUGGCAGGUGCUGGCAUCCUGGGUGUAGGGAUCUGGGUUAAGGUGGACAGCGGCUCCGUACUUGGCGUCCUCCAGCAGAUCCAGGACGCCCCGGCAGAGCUCGGUCAGCUGCUGAAUGUGGGAUACCUGCUGAUCGCUGUCGGGGCCGUCCUGCUAAUAAUCGGCUUUCUCGGCUGCUGCGGAGCCGUAAGGGAAAGCAGGUGUAUGCUGCUGCUGUUCUUCGUUAUCGUGUUGGUGGUGUUCAUAGCGGAGGUAGCGGGAGCAGUGGUGAUCCUGGUAUUCAGACCCUUGGCAGAAGAGUUGAUCAGCAAGCUUGGCAAACAAGCCACUAAAAACAUCCGGGACGACUAUGGCAGAAAUAGUGACGUCACCGGGCUUUGGAAUACCACCAUGGACACGCUAAAAUGCUGCGGCUUCAAUGGCUACAACGACUUCACGGGCUCGCCAUAUUACAAUGAGACCUCACAUCAGUACCCACCGCAGUGCUGCCUGCACGCCGCCAGCCCCUGCAGCGCAGCAGCGGCUCAAACCGCAUCUAACACGACAAUCACCGGUUGCUUUCCGAAGUUCAAGAAGCUAAUUGAAGACAACUCAGUUGUUAUUAUUGCUGUAGCACUAGGAAUUGCAGCUCUGGAGGUAUGUGCCAUGAUUGUCUCCAUGACCCUUUACUGCAAGAUAGGAUCGAAGAGAGGCUAGCUGCAAGCAGCAGUGGGGGGCCCAGCAUCAUCAUCCAGAUUUGUUGAACUUCCCAGCGCCUAAACUGACUCUGCAGGGAGAGGGUUGGGGGUACAAAUCCUUUAAGUUGAAGAAAUGUCUCAUCCUUCACAACCUUAUCAGAAAUUGUGCAAUCAUUAAUGUUCGAAUCACAAAGAAAAUCUAUUUUUCCUGACGUCUCUCUUUUAGAUGCCGUAAAUGAAUGUAAACAUGUCUUGAGAAUGGGACACUAAACGUGACCUCAUCCGAAUAGCCUGCUCUCUAUGGUCAUGUCACUAAAGUUCAUUUCAAAUACGAUACAGUGCCAUUGUGCUAAAUACACACAAGUUCACACGUUGCUCACUACACCUCAGCUGCGUUCAUUGGGUGAACGAGAUGAAGUCCGGGAUGGGCGGUGGAUACUGGGAUCACUACCCUGAACCCAACUGCAAUGGUACUGCCUGUAACUGCUAAGAACCUUUAUACACUGUUUGUAUGUGUGUUGUAUAGCAGAGAAGUUUUUAAAAUAAAAUGAAGA
This is a messenger RNA of Lampris incognitus (smalleye Pacific opah), 1580 nucleotides long. It is a transcript of the gene tspan34b, whose product is annotated as tetraspanin 34b. Lineage: Eukaryota; Metazoa; Chordata; Actinopteri; Lampriformes; Lampridae. The transcript is spliced from 8 exons. Gene Ontology annotation, cellular component: membrane. The coding region runs from base 293 to 1045 and encodes 250 amino acids. The record is from RefSeq and is a predicted model, not a curated record.